Molecule: messenger RNA, 1073 nt
Organism: Ziziphus jujuba (common jujube)
Lineage: Eukaryota; Viridiplantae; Streptophyta; Magnoliopsida; Rosales; Rhamnaceae
Product: ras-related protein RHN1
Exons: 8
Coding region: 241-843 (200 amino acids)
Molecular function (GO): GTP binding; GTPase activity
Source: RefSeq, a predicted model, not a curated record
GACAAAGAAGCAACUUACCAGUCAACAACCAAACUACCAGUCUCGUUCAAUCCCAUGUUACAAUUGCAAGCGCAUUGUUUUACUUCUUCCAAGUUCUUAUCCGUUGAAAACCUAUAAGCUUCUUCUCCGUUCCGUGAUAACAUCAAACAUUGCCCUGGCAGUAUAAACUCCAUUCUGCUUAGAUUUUCAUCGGUAAAUUCUUUAUCUGUCCUCGAGAAUUUUCAAGAAGAACAAUCAACCAUGGCGAGAUCAGGCAACAAGAACAUACAAGCCAAGCUGGUACUUCUCGGGGAUAUGGGAACCGGGAAAACAAGUCUAGUAUUGAGAUUUGUCAAAGGCCAAUUUUUCGAGUACCAGGAAUCAACAAUUGGAGCAGCAUUCUUUACUCAAGUUUUGUCGCUAAAUGAAGCAACUAUAAAGUUUGAUAUAUGGGACACGGCGGGUCAGGAGAGGUACCAUAGUCUGGCUCCAAUGUACUAUCGCGGUGCUGCUGCAGCGGUUGUAGUGUAUGAUAUCACAAGCAUGGAGUCAUUUAUCAGAGCCAAAAAAUGGGUCCUAGAAUUGCAAAGACAGGGAAAUCCAAAUUUGAUCAUGUUCUUGGCGGCCAACAAGGCCGACUUGGAAGAGAAGAGAAAAGUGGGAGUUGAGGAAGGUGAGCAAUAUGCCAAAGAAAACGGAUUGUUUUUUAUUGAAACGUCUGCAAAAUCUGCACAGAAUGUCAACGAGCUCUUUUAUGAAAUAGCGAAGAGAUUGGCCAAAGCUAGCCCUUCGCGUCAAACAGGAAUGAAAUUACAUAGGAGGUCACAAGAAAGUAGAAGAGGAAUAUUUUGUUGCUCUGUUUGAUGUGCUUGCCUUUGCUACUGGAUGGCUUACCUCACUCGAAAGAGAUGGAAACUUUCUGUGGCGCCUAAUCAAAGAUGAAGAGUCUUCAUCUUCAUUGAAGACACAUUAACAUUGCUGCGCGCACAUGUUGUAUGUUUUAUAUGUUUUUAUGUUCAAUGCAAAAAAAAGUGGUCAUGGACUUCAAAAAAACUAACAAUUUCAAAGCCUGGAUCAUUAUUUGAUUGUGUUUA